Periophthalmus magnuspinnatus is the source of this 3539-nucleotide messenger RNA. RefSeq names its product acetoacetyl-CoA synthetase (gene aacs). The coding region runs from base 171 to 2201 and encodes 676 amino acids. The transcript has 18 exons. The record is from RefSeq and is a predicted model, not a curated record. Lineage: Eukaryota; Metazoa; Chordata; Actinopteri; Gobiiformes; Gobiidae. Gene Ontology annotation, molecular function: acetoacetate-CoA ligase activity. Gene Ontology annotation, cellular component: cytosol. Gene Ontology annotation, biological process: lipid metabolic process; positive regulation of insulin secretion.
GUGACGCAGGGCGGGGCGUGUCCUGUCAGUUUUCCUCGCUGCUCCACGCUUCCUUGAGACACUCUGCUUUGCUAGUUGUCACGCACCGCUCCUCUGCAGCUCCUUACACUUGUCCUGGGUGAUUUUUUUUUAGCUCGAGGACGUUUAGCGGACAAGUCAAGUGCAGCAAAAUGUCGAAAGAUACGGAACAAAAGAGCGAAAAGAUCAUGGAUAUGGAGUGUAAGGCGCUGUGGUACCCGGACGCGAAGAGGGACACACAGAUGGAUAGAUUCAGGAUACAGGUCAACAAGGGCUACGGGCUUAAUCUGGGAAACUAUCAUGAUUUGUAUCAGUGGUCAGUGGAUAAUUAUCCCGAGUUCUGGACACAAGUGUGGAGCUACUGUGGAGUGGUGUGCUCCAAACCCUAUGAUGAGGUGGUGGACACCUCCAAGAAAAUCUCAGAUGUUCCCGAAUGGUUCCGAGGAGCUCGUCUAAACUACGCUGAAAAUCUCCUCAAACAUGCAGACCAAGAUAAAGUGGCUCUCUACGCUACGACUGAGAAAAAUGAAGAAAUAGUGAAGGUGACAUUUGGGGAGCUGAGACGUGACGUGGCCGUGUUUGCAGCAGCGAUGAGGAAGAUGGGCAUCCAGACUGGAGACAGGGUCGUGGGCUACCUCCCCAACGGCGUGCACGCGGUCGAGGCCAUGUUAGCCGCCGCCAGCAUCGGGGCCAUUUGGAGCUCCACCUCAGUCGACUUUGGGGUCAAUGGCGUCCUCGAUAGGUUUUCACAAAUUCAACCCAAGCUGAUUUUUUCCGUCGCGGCUGUGGUUUAUAACGGAAAAACGCAUGACCACAUGGAAAAGCUGACCAGUGUAGUUAAAGGUUUACCUGACUUGAAAAAAGUUGUGGUUAUCCCCUACGCGCGCUCAAAGCAGGAAACGGAUCUCUCAAAAAUUCCCAACAGUGUAUUUAUAGAAGACUUCUUGGCGACUGGACGCGGAGAAGCCGGCCAGUUUCCACAGUUAGAGUUUGAACAACUUCCCUUCAGUCACCCACUCUUCAUUAUGUAUUCAUCUGGCACCACGGGAGCUCCCAAAUGUAUGGUCCACUCUGCCGGGGGCACUCUCAUCCAGCACUUGAAGGAGCACGUUCUCCAUGGCAACAUGACCAGCGGCGACGUCAUCAUCUACUACACCACGACGGGUUGGAUGAUGUGGAACUGGCUGGUGUCGGCUCUGGCAGUGGGAGCCUCGGUGGUUUUGUACGACGGUUCACCUCUCAUGCCCACGCCCAAUGUUCUGUGGGACCUCACUGACCAGCUGGGUAUCACUAUUUUUGGGACGGGGGCUAAGUGGCUGUCAGUGCUGCAGGAGAGGGACUUGAAACCCAUGGAGACCCACAGCCUCCAGUCCCUCCACACCAUCCUGUCCACCGGCUCUCCUCUCAAGCCCCAGAGUUACGACUACGUGUUUGAAUGUGUCAAACGCAACGUGUUGUUGGGUUCGAUCUCAGGUGGGACUGACAUCGUGUCCUGCUUCAUGGGACAGAACCCGACUGUGCCCGUUUACCGCGGAGAGAUCCAAACCAGGAACCUGGGCAUGGCUGUGGAGGCCUGGGGCUUCGAUGGUAAGCCCGUCUGGGGAGAGAGCGGCGAGCUUGUGUGUCUGAAGCCCGUCCCUUGUCAACCAACACACUUUUGGAAUGAUGAGAAUGGGAGCAAAUACCACAAAGCGUAUUUUUCUACAUUUACAGGAGUUUGGGCCCACGGCGACUACUGUAAGAUAAACCCAAAGACAGGAGGCGUCGUCAUGUUAGGAAGAAGCGAUGGGACACUGAACCCCAAUGGCGUCCGUUUUGGCAGCUCAGAAAUCUACAAUAUUGUGGAAGCCUUUGAGGAAGUGUCGGACAGCCUGUGCGUGCCUCAGUAUAACGCAGACGGAGAGGAGAGAGUGAUUCUGUUCUUAAAGAUGGCACCCGGGAAACCCUUCAGCGCAGACCUGGUGUCAAAGAUCAGAGGAGCCAUUAGGAAGGCUCUGUCUGCGCGGCACGUCCCCGCCCUGCUGCUGGAGACCAAAGACAUUCCUUACACCAUCAGCGGGAAGAAGGUGGAGGUAGCGGUAAAACACGUGAUCGCGGGACGAGAGGUGUCCCAAAGAGGAGCGUUCUCCAACCCGGAUUCACUGGACCUUUACAAGAACAUUCCUGAGCUGCAGAACUUCUAAAGCUCAGAGAUCGUCCACUGUUUUUAGAUUAAGUAAAUAUUUAAAUUGAUUACGUCAGAUAAAAAAAAAAAAUUGUCGUGGCUCCAGAGUGUUUGGACAGGGCCGUGCUCGUCGGGAGUUAAAAUUGCAUCAUUCUUAAAAUAUAAGUCUGUUGAAUAUAUCGUCCCAAAACCAUUAAAACAAUCAUUUCAUCAUAUAGAAAAAUGUCUAUAUAUAUAUCUUGAUGCAAAACCAAAAGUGUGAUAUGUAAAUAAGGGGAAUCGCUGUGACUCAUCUCGAAAUAACCGUCCUCUUGUACAGGUCAACGACAGUAAUUUAUAACAAAUUAAAGUCGGUGGUAGUGGGACAUGCGCGCUCAAAAUGUGAUUAUUAUCAGAUGUUUGAUAAGAUUAUUAAAUGACAUAAACGGCUAAAUCUGCGGUGAGUAAUCUGAUUUCUCUGUGAUCGUGGUUCCUCACAUUUCUCACAUCAGAUUUAGCAGUUUUCAUGUAAUUUAAAUAACGUGGAAGGUCCAAAAAUCAGAUAAUAAUCAGAUUUGAGUGAAUCUAAACACUAUAAUAACUGGAUUAAGACUGUUGCUGCUUCAGUUUUCCUUGUGAUCGAGUUCGUUAAAGGGGCUGUGGACAGUAGAGAGGACUUUCCCAUCAUGCUUUGCUCUGGCCUCUCUGGGUCUGUGUCACUCGUACUGUAGCUUCCAGAAAACCAAGAACUGGGCGAAUAUCUAUCCUGAUCUUCUCAUCCGUGUCUCAUAUUGCCAUAUCAUUUUCUAUGUGAUGUGCUGCUUUUUCACUGUGUAAAGUAAAUAUUCUGUAUAUUUUUAACUGUGAAUGGCAUUAAUAUUAUACAUGCAAGUGCAGAUAGUGGCCUGUAUGUGAACGCUCGAUGCACAGAUGCUUUGUGAUGUUGGAACUUCCAGCUUGGUUAAAUUAACCACAGUAACUUACUGAAAAUUGUAUCUUUAACUGAAAAGUUAUGUACUAACAGUUAUUUUUGUAAAAGCUUCACUUACCGUUUCACGAGGUAGUUUUUGUAAAGUAUUUGAAUACUUUAUUUACAGUAAACUGAGAAGAAGUGAAAAGCUUAAAAUACCUGACAGGAAAACGACAUAAUGGUAGAAUUUUUUUUUUUAAUACAUUUUUUUUUCCACAGAUUCUUUUGAAAAUGCUGUAAUACGAAACAUUCCCUUCUAAACUGACAAAGACGUGAGGUAUAAGUUGGAAAGGGAUCAUAAUAUUGAACUUGCACUUUAAUGUGUUACAUGGUACAGUGUUUUGUUGUCGCUAUUAGAUCUGAGUUGCAGAUUUUACUAAUAAAUAAUUUUAUAAUUUAAAAGUUCUG